AUGAGUAUCGGCGGGUUCUCGUCAGUUCGGAUCGUUAUUUACGUAUCGAUCGUGAUCCUCAUGCCGUACGAAAGCUACCUCGCUUACGAUCGAUACGCUGCGAACGACGAUGAGUGCGUCUUGUGCUGGCGUAGCUUGUUGCAUAACUUGGCCAUGGAAGAAGACAGCUACCACAAGAGACUCUGCCCGGACAAGACGAUGAAGAGCGACUACGGCAGUUCUGUGGCUACCCCGUCAAACGGCGUCGAAGACCACCAAAAAAUUACCAGACGCAUCGGCUCCUGCUACUGCGCCCGGCGCUACUACUUGGCCGUCUGUGCGUUCCUUGGUUUUUGCCUCAUCUACACGAUGCGAGUGAACCUGAGCAUCGCCAUACUGUACAUGACAAGAAACAACACGAACGUAGCGGCAAAUGAGACGGAAGGCGUGACAUCUACGUUCGACGGCUGGGAUUCAGUCACGCAGGGCGUGAUCAUGGGCGCCUUUUUCUACGGCUACAUCAUCAGUCAGUUGCCCGGAGGCAUACAGAGCUCUGUAUCCGUCAGUGCAACCAUGCGUCAAGUUCCAGUUGAUAACUAUGUUAUUUUGGUCAAAGAAGACAUUUACCGGCUCUCCGUUAUCUAA
Messenger RNA from Soboliphyme baturini, 624 nucleotides. The record is from the annotation of a GenBank genome assembly. Lineage: Eukaryota; Metazoa; Nematoda; Enoplea; Dioctophymatida; Soboliphymatidae.